UCCCAGUCGUAAACCCUGCCAAUUGCCAGCGCUCCUUCCUCCAAGGGGUUUUCCUCUCGUUCUCUGCUCGGAGCUCGAAUUUCGCGUUCCGCGCUUCGAUGGCGGGGAGAAGUUCCGGCGAAGGCCGUCCGCUAUACGGCGGAGCCGUUCCCUUCCGAUCACACCAGGGGCUUAUUGCGAGAGCGGUGGCUCGCUCGGACGAGAUGGUGUUGCAGAUCGAUCUGGAGGACGGUGACAGUGGCUUGGAUCAGGAGGUCGGCUGUCUCGGUGGGCAGGUCCACCAAUUAAGAAACCAACCGACUCUGAUCAAAGCUCGAGCAGGGGUUAAGAACAAUGUCAGAAGACUGCACAAGAGCAUUGUCCAGUAUGGCUCAAACAAUGUUGUACCCAUCAUCGUAUUUGCAUUGAUUUGUAUCUUCUUGGUCUACCUCUGGUACAAGAUCUCCGGAUGAUCAGGAGUUGGCAAUUUGCCUCAACACUCUGUUGGACGCACUCCCUAGAUUUCAGUAAAGAUCACUCUAGAUGGAAUUGUACAGGCACAAGUAGGACAUCCCCUUUUUUCCUGUGGAAUUUCUGACUGCUUGUUUGAGCUCUGUCUGCUGUACAGGCCAGAUGUCAUUCUUAACACUCUUACGGCUAUGUUAGGUCGUGCGUUUUUUGUCUGGUCAAUUAAGUACCUCUUGGGAAGCAUUGAUUCGAA
Syzygium oleosum is the source of this 700-nucleotide messenger RNA. Its product is annotated as bet1-like protein At4g14600. The transcript has 3 exons. The record is from RefSeq and is a predicted model, not a curated record. The coding region runs from base 99 to 452 and encodes 117 amino acids. Lineage: Eukaryota; Viridiplantae; Streptophyta; Magnoliopsida; Myrtales; Myrtaceae.